Molecule: messenger RNA, 3704 nt
Organism: Closterium sp. Naga37s-1
Lineage: Eukaryota; Viridiplantae; Streptophyta; Zygnematophyceae; Desmidiales; Closteriaceae
Source: the annotation of a GenBank genome assembly
GAGGACGCGGUGCUGCUGCGGCACGCGCUGAGGCACGGCACGCGGCAGUGGGGGCGGCUGGUGCGAGGCAGGCAGCUCGCGCGCGGCAACAAGGCGUGCUGCAACCGCUUCCUCUUCCUCAGAAAAAGCACGCUGACGUCACGCACCCAGCUCAGCAACUGUUCCAGCAAGGCUCGGCCGUCUCCCCGUCUUCCAGACAGCCACAGCGGCACAUGUGGAGCCGUCCUGACAUGGCGAAGCAAUAUGGCGGGCUGUCAUUGGUCGAGUGCAUGCAGCUGUUCCUCCCACCUGGUCUCCGAGACACCUUGGUCCCAUCUGAUGUUUCACCUGAACAUGCACCUGCUGCUGUUGCUACUGCUGCUGAGAGAGGGCCUGCAGCAGUAGCAGAAGGAGCAGCACAGCAGAGCAUGGCAUCGGUGGCAGCUCACCAAUUGGCCCACAUUUUCCUUCCUAACUCACAUGCCACGGAUUCUCGCACUGUGGAUUCAAACCCGGCACACCUCGUGGAUCGGGGGAUGAAGAGGCUUCGCAAUGACGACGACUCGGGAUUCAGCACCGGCGCCGGCGCCGCUCACAACGGCACGUGUGAAGGGCUGUCGGCCAGGCAGCUUCCGGACAUUGGGGCUGUCGAUGCCUCGGCGGUGCGCUCGCUGCUUCUGCGCGCCGCUGAUAGCCAGACCUUCUCGCAACAGUGCGAGAGCAGUUCCAAGGCAGCCCAAUCUUACCAGUCCCUGCGCGGUCCCUCAUUCCCAUCUUCCGCCCACUGCAGCAGCAUCGGCACACCCACCUCAGGCUCUCUCCCUGCUCUCGACUGGCCUCUCUCCUUUUCAACCUCCCUCUCAUCCUCCUUGGCAUCCUCCCUCGCACCCUCCAUCUCACCCACCCUCGCAACCACCUCUCGGUCCUACCUAGCUGAAACUCUCCCAUCUGCAACCCAAUGGCGGUCAACCACUCGCACGCCGUUCACCUUUGGUCUCACUCAAAGCUCCCGCGUUCUGCACUCCGCCCCUCCUAACACCCUUCCGCCAUCCGUCCGCUCAACCGUCCCUCCUCCUAACACUCCCCCUAUCGGCUACUUCACGGCUCCUCCUCACAACCCGCUCGCGUCCCCUCCCUCCUCAAUGCCCUCUCGUUCCUCUAACUGCUUGUCUGCUGCUCCCUUCACACCCACUUCUCUCAUAACACCUUCAACACUACUGACGCCAUCAGACCCUUCCACCGUCAUCAGCCCUGGCCCACCGCACUCUAUCCCCUCCUUCCCCUCGCUCUCCGCACUCCAGUCUGCUCUCCACAAUCCGCCACCUAAAGCACCUGCCACACUUUCGGACCUAUCUCAGCACUACGCUUCUCAGCACCACUUUUCACAGCGCUACCCUUCCCGCAGUGCCUCACCAAGCAACGCUGCUUCCUCCGCUUCUGUCGACUGCUCCCCGCCCUCCUCACAGACCUCCUCACAAGCCUUCACGCAACACGACUUCCAACCCUCCUCCCAACCUUCGUCUAAAGCCGCAUCCCAUCUCUCCUCCCACCUCACUGUGGUGCCCAUCCCUGGCGUGGAAUCAUUGGCACACACGAGGCCGCACAAGAUGCCUCGGACAAGCCGAGGUGUGUUGCCCCCUGCUGCUCUGGAAUUUGCCCGUUCUUUUUUUUCUGGGCUGCCUGGCAGGGAUGAUCCCCAGAGAUGCGAGAGCAGUGACGGGCACCAAAUGUUAGAGCGCACGUGCGCUGGAGGACGCGGUGCUGCUGCGGCACGCGCUGAGGCACGGCACGCGGCAGUGGGGGCGGCUGGUGCGAGGCAAGCAGCUCGCGCGCGGCAACAAGGCGUGCUGCAACCGCUUCCUCUUCCUCAAAAAAAGCAUGCUGACGUCACACUGCCAGUUCAGCAACAGUCGCAACAAGGCCAGGCCGUUUCCCCGUCCGCUGGCCAACCACAGCGGAACAUGUGGAGCCGUCCUGACAUGGCGAAGCAAUAUGGCGGGCUGUCAUUGGUCGAGUGCAUGCAGCUGUUCCUCCCACCUGGUCUCCUACACACCCCAACACCAUCUGAUGUUUCACCUGAGCAAACACCUGAAUUCAAUCCACCGCCUGCUGCUGUCACUACUGCUGCUGGGAGAGGGCAUGCAGUAGCAGCAGCAGCAGGAGCAGCGGCGACAGCACCACAACAGAGCACCACGGCGGCAUCGUUGACAGCUCACCAGUUGGCUCGCAUUCUCUUUCCCAACUCACAUGCCACGGAUUCACACCCCAUGGAUCGGGGGUUGAAGAGGCUUCGCAAUGACGACACGGGAGUCAGCACCGGCGCCGCUCACACCGCCGGCAUGCGUGAAGGCCUGUCGGCCAGGCAGCGUGAGGACAUUGAAGCCAUUGAUGCCUCGGCUUGCAGCAGCACGCCCACGUUAGGCUCUCUCCCUGCCCUUGACUGGCCCCUCUCCUUUGCAACCUCCCUAUCACCCUCCAUCACACCCUCCUUUGCAUCCUCCAUCUCACCCUCUUGUUCACCCUCCCUCGCACAUUCCCUCUUGCCCAUACACGUGACCACCUCUCGGCCCUACCUAGCACGCCCUCUCUCAUCCGCGUCCCAAUGGUGUUCAACCUCUCUCAGCAUCACGCCUUUCACCUUUGGUCUCACUCAAAGCUCCCGCGUUCUGCAUCCCGCUCUUCCCAACACCCCUUUGCCAUCUUCGACCGUCCCUCCUCCCACCACUCCCCCUGCCUCUCCCCCCACCGCUCCCCUUAUUACUUCAAAUAACCCUCUCACGGCCCCUCCCUCCUCCAUACCCUCUCCCUCCUCUCACUGCCAGUCUGCUGCUCCCUUCACACCCACAUCUCCCGAAACAGCAGCGGCGCCACUCGUCCCAUCAGCCCCUUCCACCGUCAUCAACCGCGGCCCACCACACUCUCUCCCCACCUUCCCCUCACUCUUCGCGCUCCAGUCAGCCCUCCAUACUCCGCCGGUCAAAGCACCUCCCACUCUCUCGGACCCAUCUCACCAAAAACCGUCUCAGCACAACCCGUCUCAGAACCACCUGUCUCAGCGCUACCCUUCCCGCAGUGCCUCCCCAAGCAACGCUGCUUCCUCUGCUUCUGUCGACUGCUCCCCGCCUUCCUCCCAGACCUCCUCCCAACCCUCGUUCCAACACGUCUUCCAGUGCACCGCUGGGGCGGUGGAAUCACAGCAGCUGCAAGCCAUGAGGCUGCACAAGAUGCCUCGGACGAGCCACGGCGUUCUGCCCCUUGCUGCUCUGGAAUUCGCCCGCUCCUUUUUUUCCGGUCUGCCCGGCAGGGAUGAUCAUCAGGGAGGCGAGAGCAGCGACGGGCAGAAAACGUUGGAGCCUGCAUGCACUAGCGCAAGGCAGGACAGCCGUUUCAGUGGAGGAAACGCAGAGACACAGUAUGGAUGUGUGGGGGGAGGUGCAGCAACAGAGCUACCUCCUGAGAUAGUUUCUGCAGCAGCUGCUGCUCCUGGGGUAUCUGCUGCGACUGCUGUGACUGGCACUCCUGAUGUUGAUUCUCCUGCAGCAGCGGCCCUUGCAGCAGCAGCAGAAGGCAUCCGCCAGGGCGACGUAUCCAUCUGGAAGGAUUUUAUCGAGCUGGAAGGCGAGGCGGAGGAGGUGGUGUGCAGUGUGGAGAAGAGGACAGGGCUGACAGUGGGAUCUUUUUGUGAGCUGGAAGAACUCUUUGAGGAGACUGGUACUCUAAUGUAG